Molecule: messenger RNA, 11521 nt
Organism: Sitodiplosis mosellana (orange wheat blossom midge)
Lineage: Eukaryota; Metazoa; Arthropoda; Insecta; Diptera; Cecidomyiidae
Gene: LanA
Product: laminin subunit alpha
Exons: 25
Coding region: 251-11371 (3706 amino acids)
Biological process (GO): axon guidance; cell adhesion
Cellular component (GO): basement membrane
Source: RefSeq, a predicted model, not a curated record
CAAGUUGAUGAUCGUCCCAGACGGAUGGUCCAUGCGAUGUGUGCAAGUGUUCACAUGUGUGAAGGAGAGGAAUAAGGAACAGAGAAAAAACGAAAACAAAAUUUUUAAGUACACACACAGAGCAGAGAAAGAACUAACAAAAAAAAAACAGAAAGAAAAAGAAUCGUUCGAAGUACGAAGAGUUUAAAAUAGUGCGUGCAAUCUGAAACGACUGAAUUCGGAUUUGGUGCAUCGAAUCGGUUAGUUAAACAUGAAUCCAAUUAAAUAUUCUUCGGAAUAUUUGGUUGCGGUGAUUGUGUCCGUGCUUGUGUUGACCAUCUCAAAUGUUCGAGCUGAAUUAACACCGCCGUAUUUCAAUUUGGCCGAAGGACGACACAUCACUGCCACAGCCACUUGUGGUGUUGGAAGCGAUGGUCCUGAAUUAUACUGUAAAUUGGUCGGAGCAAAUACUGAACAUGAUAACAAUCAACAUGAUUAUAAAGUGAUCCAAGGACAAGUUUGUGAUUAUUGUGACCCAACGCGGCCUGAUCGUGCACAUCCUCCAGAGUAUGCCAUUGAUGGAACAUCAAAUUGGUGGCAAAGUCCUCCAUUGUCACGUGGUAUGAAAUACAAUGAAGUCAACCUAACCAUCGAUUUCGGUCAAGAAUUUCAUGUCGCCUAUUUGUUCAUUCGAAUGGGUAAUUCGCCACGUCCUGGCUUAUGGACACUGGAAAAGUCAUCGGAUUACGGUCAAACAUGGACACCAUGGCAACAUUUCUCCGAUACACCCGCCGAUUGUGAAACAUUCUUCGGACGCGAUAGCUUAAAACCAAUCACAAAAGAUGACGAUGUCAUUUGUACGACGGAAUAUUCGAAAAUUGUGCCAUUGGAAGAUGGUGAAAUUCCGGUGAUGCUUUUAAACAAUCGACCAUCGGCAAAUAACUACUUCAAUUCAACGGCUUUGCAAGAAUGGACUCGUGCCACAAACGUUCGUUUCCGCUUCUAUCGAACGAAAAAUCUGUUGGGACAUUUGAUGUCGGUUGCACGACAAGAUCCAACCGUUACACGACGUUAUUUCUAUUCCAUCAAAGAUAUUUCGAUCGGUGGUCGUUGCCGAUGUAACGGUCACGCAGACACAUGUGAUGUUCUGGACCCGAAGAGUUCGACAAGAUUGUUAGCGUGCCAAUGUCGUCAUCAUACUGCUGGUAUUCAUUGUAACGAGUGCCAAGCCGGAUACGAACAGAAGAAAUGGAGACAAAAUACCAAAGGACGCCCAUUCCAGUGCGAACCAUGUAAUUGUCACGGCCACUCAAUCAAUUGUGUUUAUGACGAAGAAAUCGAUCGUCAAGGAUUAUCUGUGGAUAUUCACGGCAACUAUGAAGGUGGCGGUGUAUGUAAAGACUGCCAACAUAAUACCGAAGGUAUUAACUGUAACAAAUGCCAACCGAAAUACUAUCGACCAUACGGAAAACACUGGAAUGAAACCGAUGUCUGCAGAUAUUGUAAUUGCGAUUUGUCAUUCUCGACUGGUAAUUGUGAGGAAGAAACUGGAAGAUGUGAAUGCCGAAAGGAAUUCCAAGAGCCCGAUUGUAAAUCAUGUUCGUUUGGUCAUUUUGGCUAUCCAAAUUGCCGUCCAUGUGAAUGUAACAUCAACGGUACCGAAGGCUACUACUGUGAAUCGUCAAAUGGCAAAUGUCCAUGCAAACCAAACUUUGCUGGCGAUUACUGUGAACGAUGCGCCGACGGUUUCUAUGGACCAGAGUGUUUGGCUUGUGAAUGUGACCCAACUGGCUCUCUGAAUGAUGUUUGCGACCUCCAAUCUGGCCAAUGUAUUUGUAAUCCACGAUUCGAUGGUGCACACUGUGAUCGCUGUAAAGAUGGUUACUUUGCCUAUCCAGAGUGUAAUUACUGUAAUUGCGAUCUUCAAGGAACCGAAUCGGAAGUGUGUGAUAAACAAGGAGGCAAAUGUUUGUGCAAAGAGGGUUAUGGUGGACCACGUUGUGAUCAAUGUCUGCCCGGCUACUACAACUAUCCAGAGUGUGUACAAUGUAAUUGUUCCACAGUUGGCAGUUACUCGACGGCAUGCGAUGCUUUGGGAAAAUGCCCUUGUUUGAACAACUUUGCCGGAAAACAGUGUACACAGUGCAGCGCUGGUUACUAUGAUUAUCCACAAUGUUUACCAUGCAAUUGUGAAUCUCCUGGAUCAAAUGGCGUUUCAUGUAACACCGACGGCCAAUGUAGCUGCUACCGAAACUAUGACGGCAAAAAUUGUGGCCAAUGUAAGGAAGGAUUCUACAAUUAUCCUGCUUGUGAAGAAUGUAACUGUGAUCCAGCUGGUGUGACAGCCGGAUUCUCUGGAUGUGGCUCGGUGCCAGCCGGUGAGCUGUGCCAGUGUAAAGAACGAGUUACUGGGCGCAUUUGUGACGAAUGUAAACCACUGUACUGGAAUUUGAACAUCACAAACCAUUUGGGUUGUGAUGAAUGUGACUGUUUCACAGAAGGAACCGUUGGUACCCUUGAUACAUGUGACUCAAAAACUGGUCAAUGUCAUUGCAAACCAUCGGUUCAGGGUCGCACCUGUAAAGAGUGUAAAGACGGUACAUUCGAUUUGGUGGGUGGAAAUAUUUUCGGUUGUAAAGACUGUAACUGUGAUGUCGGUGGUUCGGUGCACAGUAAUUGUGACAAAGAAACAGGCCAGUGUAAAUGCCACGCGCGGAUUAGUGGCAGAAAGUGUUCGGAAACACUUACAACUCAUUACUAUCCAACGUUGUAUCAGAAUCAAUUCGAAUUCGAAGACGGUUACACACCAUCCGGUGCCCAUGUUCGUUAUGAAUUUGACGAAUCACAAUUUCCUGGAUUCAGCAAACGAGGCUAUGCCAAAUUUACGGCAUUGCAAAGUGAAUUGCUGAACGAAGUCAACAUUAUUGGUUCGUCAGUUUAUCGAAUGGUCAUUCGUUAUGUUAAUCCAACCAAUGAAAAUAUCGUCGCAACCAUCUUAGUUACUAGCGAUAACCCGAAUGAAGUAGAUCAAACGUCGAAAGUGUUGUUCAAACCAACCAGCGAGCCACAAUUUGUGACGGUUUCCGGGUCGAAAGGUCCCGAGAUUCCAUCGGCGUUUGUGUUGGAUCCAGGACGUUAUACAAUCAGUGUUAAAACUGAUAAGUAUCUAUUUUUGGAUUAUUUCGUUUUGUUGCCAGCUGCCUACUAUGAAGCCACAAUUUUGACGAAAAAAAUCGAGAACCCAUGUGAAUUGGGUGACGUUGAAACAUGUCGACACUAUAAAUAUCCAUCGAUUGAAGAUUUUCGACCAGUUUCACGUGGUUUCAACGCCGAUGGUGAAGAAGCCACCGAAGUAUACUAUGAUGAUGAACAUUUGCAAUUGAUCAAUUCAAGACCAUUGCCACUUCUAAAUGAGCUGCAACAAAGCUUGAAUUAUGUGACCGACGUACCAAAAGCUGGUCGAUAUAUCGUUGUCGUUGACUAUGUCACCGAACGAAAACACCCAGAUUCAUAUGAAUUGAAAGUAAAAUUGGUGGAAAGCGAUCAACCAGAAGGAUUCAUUACAUUCCCAUCGUGUCUGUAUACCACCGUUUGCCGGCAACCAGUUAUUGACGAAGAUUCGACGGAACAAAUUUUCACAUUGAGCACACCAGGAUCACAAAACUUCCAAAUAACGGGAGAUGAAGGAUCUCAUGUUGCUAUCAAGUCAGUCACCGCAAUCCCAGUCGAAGAAUGGUCACUUGAUUUGAUCACACCAAGCCCGGUAUGCGUUAUGAAGAGUGGAUCUUGUGUACAGGCUUCAUUCUUAGGUGCACCAGAUUCGAAAAAGGUUGAAUUUGAGAGCUUCGCUGAAGUAGCCGAAAACAGUCCAACGGAUUUGUACAACAAUGAAACGAAAUUGAUUUAUCUUGGACCAGGACAUAGCACCAUCGAAAUCAAAUCACAAGUGCCAAAUUCAGGGCGUUACAACAUUUUGGUCAAAUACUAUCAACCAAAUCAUGCCAAAUUCGAUAUUUUAUACAAAAUUGACGCUGAUAAAUUGUCGUAUGAUGGCAAGCUAAAUUUGCGAAACUGUCCAUCGAAUUCGGGAUGCCGAGCAAUUACUGUACAGAACAACGGAGCCAAAUCAUUUGAAUUGGAACAAAAUGUGACAAUCACAUUCACGAAUACACGACAAAAGGGCGUUUGGUUGGAUUAUGUGCUUAUCGUUCCUGAGACUCAAUUCAAGGAUGAUCUUUUGCAAGAAGAAACUAUUGAUCAAACGAAAGAUUUCAUUGAACGGUGUGGCCAAGAUCAUUUCCACAUUCAAUUGAAUGCAUCCGAUUUCUGUAAACAAUCCGUAUUUUCACUGACCGCUGACUACAAUAAGGGAGCUUUACCAUGUAAUUGCGACUAUGAAGGUUCAACGUCAUUUGAGUGCGAUCCAUUCGGUGGUCAAUGCCAGUGUAAACCAAACAUCAUUGGACGACAGUGUGAUGCAUGUCGAACAGGCUUCUACGGUUUCCCCGAUUGUAAACCAUGCGAUUGCCCAUCGAAAUCGUUGUGUGAAAAAGACACCGGCGCUUGUAUCUGUCCACCUCAUGUAACUGGCGAAAAGUGCGACAAGUGCGAACCAUAUUCAUUUGGAUUCGAUCAAUUCUUCGGUUGUGAGCUUUGUAAUUGUGAUCCAUUGGGUGUUGACAACGGUGAACUUCAAUGUGAUCUAAAUAACGGUUCAUGCGCAUGUCGUCCAAAUAUUGAAGGAAGAAAAUGUGAUCAUUGUCGCAAUGGAUUCUUCAGUUUCCCACAUUGUCAGCCAUGUCGCUGUAGCAUUGAAGGAACCACACCAGAAAUCUGUGAUCAAGAAGAUGAACGAUGCUUCUGUAAAAAGAAUGUUGAAGGUCAACAGUGUGAUCGAUGUGUUGAUGGAACAUACAAUUUGCAGCAUUCAAAUCCAGAGGGUUGUACAAAAUGUUUCUGUUUCGGCAAAACAACACGCUGUGAACGGGCAUAUUUGCGUGCAUUCAAUAUUAGCAUGUUGAAGGAUGUGUCAGUGAAUACGAUUAAACUGUCACCAAUUGAAGCCCAAGUUCACCGAUGGCAAAUCGCCCCGCAGGAUCUCUUUGCCAAUGAAACAACCAUCGAAACGGAUUUUCCAUUGAAAAAGGAUAAAGAUGAGCUUAUCUACUUUGGUGUUCUUGACUAUUUGGAAGAUCAAAAGAAUCAUUUGACGGCAUACGGUGGCAGUCUAACGUACACAUUAUACUCGUCAGCCGUUUUGUUUGCCAAGGCAUUGAUCGGUCCGGAUGUUAUUCUUGAGGGUAAAACACAAACACUUUUACACAACAGCUACGAACAACCAGCCAAUGAGCAAGCCUUCCAAGGAUCGGUGAAAAUCGUUGAAUCAAGCUUUACUACGCUUUCCGGUGCGCCAGUUACCCGCGAACAAUUCAUGCAUGUGUUAAACCAAUUGAAUGCCAUUUACAUUCGUGCCACUUAUUGGGAUGAACCAUUGGUUAGCCAAUUGUCGGAUGCUUAUUUGGUGAUGGCCGAUCAAGAUGAAGACAAUUACGAUAAAUACGAAGAGCUUUCGGUCGAACGAUGCUACUGCCCGGCCGGCUACGCAGGAAAUUCAUGCGAAGAUUGCGCACCAGGCUAUUAUCGUGAUCCAAAUGGGCCGCAUGGUGGAUACUGUAUUCCAUGCGAUUGUAACGGCCAUGCUGAUACCUGCGAUCUCAACACAGGAGUUUGCAUCAACUGUAAACAUUCGACAACUGGAGAUCAUUGUGAACAAUGUAUUGUUGGAUACCAUGGUAAUGCCACAUAUGGUUCACCAAACGACUGUAUGAUCUGUGCAUGCCCAUUGCCAAUCGAUAGCAACAACUUUGCCACUGAAUGUGAAAUCUCCGAAGAUGGUUACAAAGUUCACUGUACAUGUCGUGAAGGCUACACUGGCGAAAAAUGCCAGGCUUGUGCACAUGGAUACUAUGGUACACCGACGAUUGAAGGCCAAAUAUGUCAACCGUGCCAAUGUUCCGGUAAUAUCGACCCAGAAGAGGAGGGCGCAUGCGAUUCGGUCAGUGGUGAAUGUUUGAAAUGCCGAAACAACACAUUCGGCCGUGCUUGUGAUUAUUGUGCACCAUUCUUCUAUGGAGAUGCUGUCAAUCUGAAGGAUUGUCAAAGCUGUGUUUGUGACAAGAGUGGAACGGAUCAUUGCGAUUCAGCCGAUGGUACAUGUCACUGUUAUCCAAAUGUGAUUGGCUCGAAAUGCGAUCGCUGCGAAGCAGAUCAUUAUGGAUUCGAAAGUGGUCGUGGUUGUACCGCGUGUGAAUGUGCUGUUGCUUCAAACAGUACACAAUGUGAUGACCAAACCGGUGAAUGUAGAUGCAAACCAGGUGUUACAGGACGUCAAUGUGAUCGAUGCUUACCAGGCUAUUGGAACUAUACCUCCGAGGGAUGUUUGUCUUGUUCAUGUAACAAUGAUUACUCGCGCGGAGUUGGCUGUAAUGUAUUGACCGGACAGUGUGAAUGUUUGCCAGGAGUUGUUGGAGAGAAAUGUAAUGCUUGCCCGCAUCGAUGGGUUUUGGUGCAGGAUCAUGGAUGUCAUGAGUGUGAUAUUUGUCAUCACAGUCUUUUGGACGUAACCGAUGCCAUUUCAAAUGAACUAGAACCCGUUAUUAUUGAUUUCCAAACGGUUGCCGGCGGUUAUUUCACAUCGCAGAAACUCAACUACUUGGAUGAUUUGGCCACCAAAAUUGAACCCGAUGUGAAGGCAUUGGAUCCAAACAGCGUUAAUCUAACACCAUUGGUCAAUAGCAUUGAUGCUUUGGAAUCAGAGGCAAAGAGUUUUGAACGUAAAUUACGUUACACCAAUGAUACGAUCAACGCUCAAUUGGUCGCCGGAAGUAAACUAUUGAACGAUUCACGUCACGUAUUGAGUGGAACAAGCAAAACGCUUGAAAACAUUCAGAACACCGUCUAUGAAGUUCAAAAGCUUGCCGACAGCUUUGAUACGUCGGGCAGUACAACAAAAGCUGAAAAUGCAAUUGCCGAAGCAAAUAUAAUUCUGGAUCAAUUGCGCGAUUUUGCCGUGGAUACGAAGCCAACCGAAAAGCAAUUGCAAAGUUCAAUUGACUAUCUGGCGAAAAUCGAAGAUUUUAUCGCACCAGUGAAACAACAGAAUAAAAAAUUGGACGAUUUACAUUCAGAUAUUAAAGCAUUUAGAGAGAAAUUGGAAGAUCUCAACAAGCAUGCCAACGAUGCCAUCAAACUUAGCUGGGAUGCCGACAAUUUACAUUCGAAAAAUAAGAAUGCAACGGUCAAUUCGAAAUUCGAUACGGUUAAAAAUCAUACCAAAGAAACCGAAAACAAUAUUGAAGGCACAUCAGAAUUGAAAACGGAGGGCGAUAUCGUUUUGGGUGAAAUCUUCCGGUUCUUGAAGAAUUUGGAAAAUGUAAACAACGAACUUAAAGCCAUCAAUGGACAAGUUGAGGCUGAUUUACCGGUCAAAGAAAAUGAAUUGAAUGGUUUGGAUGACAUCAUUGGGCGAGCCUCUGAUCAUGGAUCAGAACUUAGCGAUACAGCGGAUCAAUUGAAGAAUGAGCUAUCGAACAUAACAGCAAAUUCCGAACGGUCGUUGAUGGCCGCCAAUUCGUACUCUGACAUCGUUAGCCGCGUUGGCGAAGCAAGAAAUCUGGUCAAAGGAUCACAAGCAGCAGCAAAUAAUGCCACUGAAUUGAGUACUGGUAUUGGUAAUCACGCUGGUGAAUCAGAUAAUAACUCACGUGAAUUACUCGAAAAUGCAAGACAAGCACUUAAUGUCGUUCAAAGCGAUUUGCAGCCACACAUCAAUGAAGCCACAUCAGCCGUUAAACAAAUUCAGGAGCUGAACGCACGCAGUGAUGAAAAGACAAAAGCUAUUAACCAAGCUCUAGAUCAAGUGCCACAGUCAUCUCAAGGAAACAUUUGGCAAGAUGCUCGCAAGAGAGCUGACGAGGCAAAUGAAAAGGCAAGCGAAGCAAAAGAAAUAUUGAAGCCAAUUCUUGAGAAUUUGGAAGGUGGUGUAUCGAAUGCCAAGGAUUUGUCAAAGAAGAUCGAUGACACCAAUUUGGAUAUUGUUCAAGCAAGCACACAAAUUGAUCGUGUUUCAAAGAUUUUGCCCAAUUUACAAUCGCUUGUUGAUGACUUGAAGAUCAAACAAGAUGAAACAAAACGAUCGAGCAAUGAUUUGGCCGAACGUAUUGAGCGUCUUAAGAAGCAAAUCGAAAGUGCUCGCGAAUUGGCUAAUUCCAUCAAAGUUGGUGUACAAUUCCAUCCAAACACCACACUUGAAUUGGAAGCACCAUCGAAGAUCGGCCAAUUGGCAUCCGAUUUCACUACCUCACUUUACUUCCGAACCAACAAGACCGACGGACUUCUGUUGUACUUGGGCAAUGAAAACAAGCAAGACGGACGAAAAUACGGUAAACAAGGUGAUUACAUGGCGCUAGAAAUCGAAAACGGAUAUCCAAUUUUGUCGGUUGACUUGGGAGAUGGUCCAGACAAGAUAAUCAGCAAGAAGAAUGUUGCAAAUGGCAAAUGGCAUCAAGCGAUCGUCGAACGUAUCGGAAACGAUGCAAAAUUAACCAUCAAAGAAGAAACUGACGAUGGUAAAAUUUUAUCGCACGAAGUUCAAGAUCGAUUGAGCGGAAACGAUAAUGUCUUCGAUUUGACACGUGACAAUGCCAGAAUAUUCGUCGGCGGUUCACCGGAUAUCAAUCCAAAGGCUUUGAAAUACAACUCAUUCGAUGGUGAAAUCGAAGAUUUGCGCAUUGGAGACGAAAAAGUUGGCUUGUGGAACUUUGUCGAUGCACAAAAUAACAACGAUGGUGCACGCGAACGUAACCAAUUGACAGCAUCAGAAGCACAACCGACUGGAUAUCGGUUCAACGGCGAUGGAUAUGUGAUAUUAGACGCCAAACCAUAUUCGUUUAAACAACGUUCAAACAUUCAAUUCAAAUUCAAAGCGGGCCGUGACACUUUGGAUGGUUUGAUGUUCUAUGCAGGACGUAACCGACACUUUAUUUCGGUUGAAUUGAAGAAUGGUGGUGUUUACUUCCAAUACAAAUUGGGCCAACACUUGGUAUCGAUUGGUUCAAGUGAACAGUUCAAUGACAAUGAAUGGCAUUUGGUUGAAGCCGAACGUAAUGGACGUGCUGGCAUACUCAAGAUCGAUGGCAGAGAGAUUCGACAAGAAGAAUCACCAGUCGGAAGCGAAGAGAAUCUCAAGAUCUCAGAUACGAUGUACUUUGGUGGUCAUCCAUCAACGUUGAAUCACAGUGAAGUGACAUCGAAGAACUUUGACGGAUGCAUUGACGAAGUGUACAUUUCUGGCACGAAGAUCGAUUUAACACGGAACCUCAAAGCAUACCAUGCUCAAGCUGGAUGCACUACGAAAUUCUCAACCACAUUAUCAUAUCUACCGAGACAAUUCGGCUAUGUGCGUCACAAUAUUAGCGCAGUAAACCAAUUGCGAAUCAGUUUGAAAUUCAAGACGAAACAAGACAAAGGAAUCAUUUUCUAUGCAACCGAUCGCAGUCAAGACAACAAUAUUGCACUGUUUCUAGAAGACGGUGCACUUGUGUUGCGCAGUCAAAAUUCUGAGGUUAACACAUCGCCAGUGAAGUACAGCGACAGUGAUUGGCAUUACUUGUCAUUGUUGCAUGAUGAAAGCCGACUCAGUCUUUCGGUUGAUGAUACGCCAGAAAUUGUAGUAGAGAACACAAGACCAAUCAUCUUGGAUAAUGCCGAUAUUUACUUCGGUGGUUUGCCAAAGGGCUAUCAAGUUCCACCAUAUGCAGUCAACACGCCCGCAUACUUUGUCGGAUGCAUUUCCGAUGUUUACAUCAACGGACCGAUCAUAAACUUUGCUGAAUCUGGUGACCGAAAAUCAGCACUUUUGGAUAGUUGUUCACGUGAUGUUUUGGAUUAUGAUCCAAUCCUGGUGCCGAUUGUGUAUCCGGAAGAUAACUACGAGCCAAGCACUUUGGACAAAGAACUCGAAGAAAAGCGCCGCCUUGAAGAGGAAGCUCGACGAGGUGGUGGCGGCGGUGCCGGUGUUCCAGUAACCGAACAACCAAACAUAGACGUACGUGUGCGCCCAGAUGAAAAUGAAAUCGACAAUGAAAAUGCUGGAAAGCCAAAACCAGAAGAGACCCCAGUACCGGAUAACCAUCCAACUCCAUCGCCACAGGAAUAUUUGACAACAUCUACCACGGUGAAACCAACAAAGAGACGACCAGCCAAACAAGAUUCGGUGUGCAAAUUGUCAUCCGAUCCAGAACCAGAUGUUGGCUAUGAGGCUGGCUACCGCUUUGGAACCGUCAUUGACAGUCGCAUCGAAUUUGAAGAAGUGCCGAGCAAGCUGAAGAAGGGCUACGAAAUAUCAUUGGAAUUCAAGACCGAUCAACCAGAUGGCUUGUUGUUCUAUGCAGCCGAUAAUCGUCACACCGAUUUCGUUGCUCUUUAUUUGCAAGAUGGAUUUGUAUACCAUAAAUUCAACUGUGGUUCUGGUUCAGCCAACAUGACAUCAAAGAAUCAAUACAAUAACAGCGCUUGGAACACAGUUCUUAUAUCACGUCAAUCGUCAAAGGGACAACUGUUGAUCAAUGGAGAUGAUGAAGUGUCCGCUGAAUCGGUUGGAAACACCAGACUAAUGUCACUUCAAGCGCCAUACUUGUUUGGUGGAGUGCCAUCAAACCUAAAGGAAGACGUUGAACUCAAUGCAGGCCAAAAUUCAGCCAAAAUCUUCCAGGGUUGCAUUCGAAACAUCCAAGUUGGUGGACGUCCUUGGGGCGAACCAAGUAAGGCUGUCGGCACAACACCAUGCUCAGAACAAGUAGAGAAUGGUAUCUUCUUCAACGGCGGUUACAUUAAGUUGCGAGAUAAGUUCAAGGUUGGAAUCGAAACGACCAUUUCAUUCGAUAUCAAACCACGAACACUCAACGGUUUGUUGUUAUCGGUGCAUGGAAAGAAGGCCAUGUUUGCAUUGCAAUUGAUCAACGGUACAAUCAACUUUACGGUGGACAAUGGUGGCGGACCAAUCACGGCCGUAUUCCAACCCGAACCCAAUAAGACGUUCUGUGACGGUGAAUGGCACACAGUAACUGCAAUCAAAUCACAAUAUGUUAUUACAUUGAUUGUCGAUUCAUGGAAUUCGAAUCCAACAAUUGGUGCAAUCACAACCUCUUCAACCGAUACCACUCGACCGCUAUUCUUGGGUGGCCAUCCACAUCUUUCGAAGGCCAGAGGUCUCACCGUGCGACGUCCAUUCGUUGGUUGCAUUCGUAAUGUUAAAAUCAAGAACGUUGCCCAACCAAUCAGCCUAAGCAUGGCCAACGGCAAUGUUCGUGCUGGCGUUUGCCCACUCUACUAAAGAGGCGCAUAUGUGUAACGCAUUAUAAAAAACAAACUACAUAAAAAAUAUUAUAAUUUCAAACUCAAAUCCGAAUUCAACUAUCAAUUUUUUUUUUACUUCUUUUUGUCAAAACACAUUCAUUCAAUAAAGCAAUAGAACCGGAACAAA